AUACAGUGGCAGUCACAGGAUCUCCUGCAACACCAACAUCUCCAAACAGAAGGGCGGGGUCUGGUUCUCUAUAGAAGAACCAAACUGUGAAAGCGCCUGAGACCCUUCACAUCACACCAUGAUCUCUUUUCUGCUAUUAGCACUGAUUUGCGCGGCCUCGGCCAGCCGCGUGCCUCGCACCUGUGGCACAUGCGAGCUGAGCGGGUGCGAGCCUUUGCCUGCCGAGGGCUGCGCGUACGGGACGCUGAAGGACGCGUGCGGAUGCUGCGCGUUUUGCGCGUCUGGGGCGGGAGAGCCGUGCGGGGUACGCGGAGCCGCAGCCAAGCGUUGCGCGUCUGGGCUCGAGUGCGUCAGAGACAAGAAGAGUAAAUCAGGCGUUUGCGCGUGUAAGAGCGACUAUCCCGUGUGCGGAUCUGAUGGUGUGAAUUAUAAAACCGGCUGUGAUUUGAAAGCAGCGAGUCUGAAAGCUGUGAGUGAGAAAAAACCCGAGAUUAAGAUCCAGAACAAAGGCAAAUGCGCCCAAGCCCCUGUUAUUGUGACGGCACCAGCUGAGGUGUGGAACGUGACUGGAUCACAAGUCUUUCUGAGCUGUGAAGCCACUGGGAUCCCCACCCCGGUGCUCACCUGGAGAAAGGUUUCUGAUGGAAAAACUCUACCACUCCCCGGAGACAGAGAAAACCUGGCGGUUCAAACCCGUGGAGGCCCGGAGAAGCAUGAGGUCACUGGUUGGGUGCUAAUAUCUCCUCUUACCAAAAAUGAGGCCGGUUCCUACGAGUGUCAUGCCAGUAAUAUUAAAGGUGAAGCUUCGGCUGUAGGCACCAUCCAUGUGGUGGACUCCAUCAAUGACAUUCCCGCUAAGAAGGUGGUGAAUGACGAGGAACUGUAAGGGAACUUCAUGACCUUUGAUGGGAGUCCUGCUGUAUCAGGAGAUCAGAAAACCACAACUUCCUAUUGUUCAUAUGGAGCAUUUGGACAAGCACCACACACUGCCUGAAGUUAUUCAUGCGCACUCACAAAAGCCAGACCUUGACAUUUCCAUCUAUUCAUAUUCCUUACCUCACUCUACAAUCUGUCUGCCCACAGAAUAACUUUGAUAUUGUAAAGGAUCAGCAUCAGAUCGAUCUCAGAGAUUCACACACAAAUCCACGUGAACAUUCAGGCAUGCAGACUCUACGUGGCUUACGCUAUCUCUCACAAAUUCAUUCACAUUCGCAUGCAAUCGAGGCACUCGGGUAUCUCAUCUCUACUUAUCACAUACAUGCUUUGAUUCUCUUUGCAAUUAUCGAUCAUUUUAAAGAUAAGCGUUUUUGUUUAAUACAAGUAUCAUGCUCAAUUUUAAGCAUGUAUUGUCUCACAGUCAACGUCUAUGGUGCUGAAUAACAUUUUGAUUGUCGACUGUUUUUGUGCAAAAUAUUUGAAAGUUUAAACCAACAAAAGAAAACAUAUACAGCUGCCUAAUCCUUCAGCAUAACAUAAUGCAAUUAAGCUCUUUGUCCAUUACUGUCAUAAUAUUAAAUGUUGUCGUGUAAAAGUGAGUAUAUACUGCUUUUGUGCAUCACUAAUGAAUAAAGAUAUCAUUUGUGAGA
Molecule: messenger RNA, 1586 nt
Organism: Paramisgurnus dabryanus
Lineage: Eukaryota; Metazoa; Chordata; Actinopteri; Cypriniformes; Cobitidae
Source: RefSeq, a predicted model, not a curated record